AGUAAUCAGCACUGAUGCAUAUAUGGGCCUGCCCAUUUGUGAAUGGAUAGAUCUUACACCUGAUGCCACGAAUAUGCAACCACCCUGUACUGUGUUUGUUGUGCGUGUGUGAGACAAAGCAAAAGACGGGGCAGUAGGUAAACGCACACCAUCACAUGACCAUCGCUCACUCUUGCAGGCCAUCUUGUUUUCCUUGUGCCUAGCCGUCUUCUACACAUUUGCCUCUUCUUCCAAUCCAACUAGCUAGUCCCAUCGAUCGUUCCACUUCUGGCUCCCUCUCAUCAUCUGCCUCAAGGUCCUCAAGAAGCGAGAGAGAGAGAGAGAGAGAGAGAUGGCAGCAGCAAUGGCGGUGGCGUGCUGCGGGCUGGAGGAGGAGACAGUGACGGGGGAGCAGAAGGCGCCGGGGGCCUGCCCGCGGUGCGGCGGCGCGGUGGUGGCCACGGACGUGGAGAGCGCGCGGCGGGUCCUCUGCUGCCUCCCGCUCUGCGUCAAGAACAAGCGCAAGUUCUCAUGCGCGCGAUGCCGCCGCAGCCUCGCCGCGCUCUACCCCCACGCCUAGCUCUAUUACCAUGUCAAAGCUAGCUCACUGAGAUUGCAGUUCAUGCUUACUGCUUAACUACCUUCUUAAUCAUCGACGAUUGUCACUGAGAUUGAGCUGUUGGGAUUAACUAGCUAGUUAGUACUUGCACUUGAAGUAGUUUGUAACCUGUUCAUUAGGUUUGAUGAUGGCUGUUAGUUAUCAUGUUGAUGCUGAACCCAUCUUCAGGUUUUAGCUUCUUAAUGAAUUUCUUCAUGUAUUCUCUCCUUUUGAUAUAUGUUCCAUUCAUAUCGUAUUUCUCAUGGAUUUUUCCUUGGGAUUUUGCAGCGGCCACCUCAUUACUGGAUAGUCCUUUGCAUCUCAUCCUUUUGCCCUUUGGACAAAAUGUGAUAAUACAUUAUUUCCCUUCUGGUCUAAAGUGCUUAAAGAGCUAGGUUGCUUGCAGUGCUUUCUUGCCUCGGAUGGACGGCGUACGUUUCCAUCAAGCUACCAUGCUUUGACGUUUCCAUCAAGCUACAAUCCUUGAAGGAAAAAAUCCCACAAACUCUCAUUGUGUUCGAGAGAGAAAAAGAUAAAGACUUACAUGUCUUAUUUUGUGGCUUUAGACUAUGAUGGCACAGAUAGUUGUUAUAUCUGUAUGACAAAUAAUAUAUUUCAAUCAUA
This is a messenger RNA of Phragmites australis (common reed), 1201 nucleotides long. RefSeq lists its product as uncharacterized. The transcript has a single exon. The coding region runs from base 332 to 559 and encodes 75 amino acids. NCBI's taxonomy places the organism in Eukaryota, Viridiplantae, Streptophyta, Magnoliopsida, Poales, Poaceae. The record is from RefSeq and is a predicted model, not a curated record.